Molecule: messenger RNA, 477 nt
Organism: Quercus lobata
Lineage: Eukaryota; Viridiplantae; Streptophyta; Magnoliopsida; Fagales; Fagaceae
Exons: 1
Coding region: 1-477 (158 amino acids)
Source: RefSeq, a predicted model, not a curated record
AUGGGGUUGCCUGAGGAUUUCGGACUACAGGAAUCGUUGAUGAGGAGGCCUCCCGAGGAUAUAAGGCAAUUGAUAAGGCGUAUCGAGGAGUAUAAGCGGUUGGAAGAUGAUCGGUUACAGAAUAAGGUCAAGACCCCGGUCACAAAUCAUCCUCGGCAUAUCGGCUUCCAAUCUAGGCCCCAAAAGGAUUUGAGGAUUCAAGAGCCGGGGCCACAGAUGGGAAAGGUGAAUGUGGCCUUCAAGGAACCAGUGCACAGGAUUAUGGAUCGAAUCAAGAAUGAACCAUAUUUUCGGUGGCCAAACAAGAUGGGAGGAGACCUGUCCAACAGAAACCAAAACUUGUAUUGUACUUACCAUAGAGAUAGGGGGCAUACUAUUGAGCAGUGUAGGGUGUUAAAGGAUCAUCUAGAGCAGUUGGUGAAGGUGGGGUACUUGAAGGAAUUUGUGAUGGAUCUGAGGAAUCAAGAAUCCAGGUAG